Messenger RNA from Prorocentrum cordatum, 1069 nucleotides. Lineage: Eukaryota; Dinophyceae; Prorocentrales; Prorocentraceae. The record is from the annotation of a GenBank genome assembly.
GGUGUCAGAUACGAAGCGCAAGUCCUUGGAUGAGAUUGGUGAUGCCAUGGAGGUGGGCAAGAAGCUCCUGGAGGACUCCGUGCCGAAGGGCGCGCCACAGGAGAUAAUCAAGGCCACGACGCAGUACGACAAGGAAGGUCGACGUCAAGACAUCAUUGAGUACGCCUACCAGUGGAAGUUUUCGGAUGAGCUCGCGAAGCAACUUGGCAGGAAGAAAUUCCAGCUGCACUGCAAGGCGCUGGUCAUGGUCGAGCGCAAGAAGCAGUUCCUGGUGCUCGCCAGCGUCGAGGAGCCGAGGUGGCAGAUCAGCGGCGACCUCCUCGGCGUGGCCCUCGAGACCUUCAAGCUCGAGGGGUGACUUCCUCGCAGCGCCCCGGGAGGCUCGCGGGGACGCCGCAAACGCACGCUCGGAGUCCAGGCGAUCCUCUGGCGGCGGCGGCGGGCCCGCCUUGCUUGGUCGGAGGCCCUGGGCGCCAGUUCUCUGGCGUCGGGCCAGUGCCGCGGGGGACUGGGGCGGCGGAGGUGGGGGGCAACGAGGAGGAAGGUGUGGGAGGGUGGCGUGUGUUUUCCGAAUCCCGCCACGAAGGUUGGCAUUCUGUGCUCCUUGGUGCAGAGCAGGGCGCACUUGCACGGAGGCCCGUUUUCGCCCGCUCGUUUCAGCCAUUUGUGGAGUUUUCGCGGUCCCGCAGGCAAGGCGUUGCAGCUUCGCAACGAUGCCGCGUGUUUUUCGACUGCAAGUCCUAUAUCACGGGACUGCACCCAAGGGGGAGACCGCUGGACUUGGCCUGGCAUCGCUCGGACGUGUGCAUUCUUCCCUCGGCGAGCCACGCACGAAGCCGAGAAAAGCACAGGGAAUGGACGUCCGAGCGAUGGCCAGUUGGAGCCGCAGCGGCCGACGCGUCUUGGGCGUGCCACGCCGCCCCCUGGGCCUCCGGACCCCCCGAGGCCUAAACCCGUCGUCGCUGCCGCGGCAUCCCCACUCCCUCUUCGGCAGUCCCCGGGCGCAGCCGUCGACGGCGGAGGGUGCGCGCUCCCAGACUCUCACUUGCACGAGAGCGCCACCGAGCCA